AAGUCGGACCUUCUUGGGCAAAUUAACCACCGACUCACCGAGUCAGGGACGAAGAGAAAUAGAAUUGAGGUGGGAAUGGCCGGAGCAACGGCGAGAAUUUCGGCGGGUCGCCGGCUUUUGAUUCACUGUGAAUUUUCCGGGCAGCCGACGGCGAGUCUGUCGGACAUGGAUUUUGGGUUUUUGGAGGAGGGCGGCGACGGGUCGCAGGAGAGCUCCGGCAGCGAAGGGUGUUGCGGAAACGUAGAUGUUUCUGGAAUGAUGGAGGAAGAUGGAGAUGAGGAGAGAGAAAGCUGUGGUAAUGCGGAGGAGAACAGUGCCUUUUGGGAGAGCCAACACCAAUUUCUGCAGACGACCUUGUGCAGGAGCAGCGCUCUGGAAGCCAAAAUUAGGAACGCCACAAAAGAAGCUCUGAAGGAAGCAAGGAUGGCGGGGGCCGCCGUCUGCGUUUGCGGAAGACCGGCGACCGGUGGCGGCUGCCGGAUUUGUGAGAUGAGAGAAGUCUGCGCCCGCCUGCAAAGCGCCGGCUUCAAUUGCGCCAUUUGCAAGACGAAGUGGAGAAGCUCCCCUGACAUUCCAUCAGGGGAGCACAGAUUUUUGGACGUGGUUGAGAAAUCGAGCUCGAAGAGAGGAGGGGAGAUGAGGGUGAUAAUAGAGACGAACUUCCGGGCGGAGUUCGAGAUGGCGAGGGCGAGCGAGGAGUACAGCCGGCUGGUGCGGCGGCUGCCGGAGGUGUUCGUGGGAAAGGUGGAGAGGGCGGAGGGAGUGAUAAGGGCGGUGUGCGCGGCGGCAAAGAGGUGCAUGAAGCAGAGGAAGAUGCACAUGGGGCCGUGGCGGAAGCAGAGGUACAUGCAGGCCAAGUGGCUGAGCCCCGUCUGCGAGAGAACUGCCUUCACCCCCUCCACCCUGUUCAUGUCCUCCAUGAACGCUACUGGUAGCGAUCGUGAUUAUCUUAGAAGUAGUAGUAGUUCAAGUAAUUCAAGCAGUAGUGGCGGUCCUCAGGAAUUGCAGAAGCCCAGGGCUUCCAUGUUAACCAUGGAUUUGCUGGAGAAGCUGCCUAAUCUGCAUUGCACUGCUGUUGAGGUUGUGUGAUUUUCUUUAAUUUUCUCGUUUCCCAAACAUGGCUUUCCUACAUCCCCACGCCCUCUCUCUCCCUCUCUCUCUCUCUCUCUAGAUUUCUUUUUUCUUUUUGUUUUUAACUUUUUUUCCUUAUACAUAAGCUUUUUUUUUUCAGUUAACUGUGCAAUCUGGCCUUACUUAUUUUCCAGGUAUUUGUGUAUUAAAAUUUUGACGCCUAAUAUGUAAAAUAAUAUGUGCCAUCACAUAUAGCUACGUUAAUGCUUUAUUAAUACAAACAAAUUUGGGUCA
Messenger RNA from Malania oleifera, 1365 nucleotides. RefSeq lists its product as uncharacterized. Lineage: Eukaryota; Viridiplantae; Streptophyta; Magnoliopsida; Santalales; Ximeniaceae. Bases 76 to 1089 code for a protein of 337 amino acids. The record is from RefSeq and is a predicted model, not a curated record. The transcript is spliced from 3 exons.